UCUUAUAUUGGAUCUCUGCCGCCAUUGUUUCUCGAACUCAUUUUUCUAGAUAAAACCGAGUGCACAUGGAAGUCAACGGCUCUAGUUCCAUACGAUUUUGCUCAACAGCCAAUUGUUUAUUACAGCAUUUUAGUUGUUCAGGCGAUUGGCAAUUGCUUAAAUUGUAUCAUAGCAUGCACAUCUGACACUUUUGGCUUUUUACUUAUCAGUUUAUUAUGUGGUCAUAUCGAAGUAUUGUCGUUGCAUUUGAAAAAAAUUGGAAAUUUCGAAAGGCGAUCGGCGAAUGACUCGAAUCGAUUGCGACUGUUGGAACAACUCAAUCAUCAUGGUCUGCUAACUGACUAUGCAACCGAAUUGAAUAACCAUCUUUCCGCAAUAUUUUUCGUUCAAGUAAGCAUCAGUGCACCCAUCAUAUGCACUUGUGCAUACCAAUUUUCCCAGGCUCAAAACUUUACCACCACGCAAUUGAUAUUCCUUGCCAGCUAUACCAUCGGAAUGCUAUUACAAAUCAUCACCCCGAGCUACGCUAGUACAAAUUUGAUGGAGAAGUGUGACUCAUUACCGGUUGCUAUUUUUUCUUCGGAAUGGUAUGAACUUGGACCGAGUGAAAAAAAAAGUCUAUUGAUAUUCCUCACAAGAUCAAUACGACCGUUUGUUAUGAAUGCUGGAAACUAUUUUCAAAUGAACACCACCACUUUUUUAAAGAUUGUGAAAACGGCUUAUUCUCUAUUGGCUGUUUUGCAAAGCACCCAGCCAUAAAUUAUGUGGUCCAUAAUAUUCUUCUACAGAACACAUUGUCCUGUUAGUUUGAACAGUAUAUGUCUAUGUUUG
Molecule: messenger RNA, 831 nt
Organism: Sitodiplosis mosellana (orange wheat blossom midge)
Lineage: Eukaryota; Metazoa; Arthropoda; Insecta; Diptera; Cecidomyiidae
Product: odorant receptor 33c-like
Exons: 4
Biological process (GO): sensory perception of smell; detection of chemical stimulus involved in sensory perception of smell
Cellular component (GO): plasma membrane
Molecular function (GO): odorant binding; olfactory receptor activity
Source: RefSeq, a predicted model, not a curated record